AUGCCGGAAGAAGUGCCUCAUUUUGUACCCCCAGAGAUUCAAAAUAACCCAUUCGGAUGGGGACCGUGCGAAAUGCCUGACCAGUUUAAGGACAUGCCAUAUCAACCGUUCUCAAAAGGAGAUCGUAUUGGAAAAAUUUCUGACUGGACUGGCUUGUCGCAGGACAAGAAAUAUUUGAACAAAUAUCAAUCUCAAUUCGGGGGUGGUACUCAGUAUACAUAUUAUCACGAAGAAGAUGAAAACACAUUCCAUUUAGUUGACACGACUCGUGUACAAAAACCUCCUUACCAGCGGGGUCGUCAUUUCCGUCAAGGAGGUCGUAUGUUGCGAGGACAAGGUGGUCGUGGAGGCAUUUCACGUUUACCUGGUGGUUCUAAUCAAUUCCAAUCCCUUGGAAAAUUGAACAAACUUCAAAGAGAUCGUAAAAAUCCAAAUGCACGUAGAGGUUGGAAUAAUAAGCAAGGGGGACGAUCCAAUAAAAAUAACAUGCAAAUGAAAAGUCGAGAUGCUUCUGUUACUGUAAGAGCUGAUUGGAAUACCAUUGAAGAGAUGGACUUUGUUAGAUUUUCAAAAUUAUCUUUGCCUACUGUUAAAGAACCUGAAGAUCUUGUAUGUUGCGGCUCCUUGGAAUAUUAUGAUAAGUCAUAUGACCGAAUAAAUGUAAAAAACGAAAAGCCAUUGCAACGUGUUGAUAGACUUUUCCAUACUGUUACUACGACUGAUGAUCCAAUUAUACGAAAAUUGGUGAAAACAGUGGGUAAUGUUUAUGCUACAGAUGCUAUAUUAGCAUGCUUAAUGUGUUGUACUCGAUCUAACUACAGUUGGGACAUAGUUAUUGAUAAAGUUGGUGAUAAACUGUUCUUUGACAAGAGAGAUAAUACUGAAUUUGAUUUACUCACUGUGAAUGAAACAGCAGUCGAACCUCCGUCAGAAGAAGCAAAUAGCUUGAAUUCACCCAGGAACUUGGCAUUGGAAGCUACAUUUAUCAACCAUAAUUUUUCUCAACAAGUAUUAAAGACUGGAGAAGCAAGAUACAAGUUUGAUGAACCCAAUCCAUUUGUGUCAGACGAUGAAACUGAUGGAGAAGUAGCUUCUGUUGCUUAUCGAUACCGUAAGUGGGAUUUGGAUAAUGGAAUUGUAUUGGUUGCUAGAUGUGAGCAUGACUCAGUACUACAAGUACCAAAUGGAGAUUUACAGUUUUUGACCAUUAAAGCACUUAAUGAAUGGGACUCAAAGCUGUCUGGUGGAGUAGAUUGGCGUCAUAAGUUAGAUGUACAACGUGGAGGAGUUUUAGCUACUGAAUUACGAAACAAUGCUUGUAAAUUAGCUAAAUGGACUGUACAAGCUUUGCUUGCUGGCUCUGAUUACAUAAAGUUUGGAUAUGUUAGCCGUGUACAAGUGCGUGAUUCGUCCAAACAUGUUAUAUUAGGAACUCAACAAUACAAACCUACUGAGUUUGCAACGCAAAUAAACUUAAACAUGGAUAACGCAUGGGGAAUACUAAGAUGUAUUAUAGAUUUGUGUAUGAAGCAAAAGGAUGGCAAAUAUCUCAUUAUGAAAGACCCGAACAAGCCACUCAUUCGUUUGUAUGAUAUUCCUGAUAACACUUUUGAUUCAGAUAAUGAUGAGAAUGAAGAUGAAGAAAGUGGUGAAAAAUCUACAAUACCAGCUGAACUUCUUCCAUCAAAUCCUUAAAAGAAAUUUUAAAUUACAUCAUGUUUUUUUUUUAAAUUUCAUUAAAAAUAUAAGUUACAGUUUUAUAUUCU
Diuraphis noxia (Russian wheat aphid) is the source of this 1766-nucleotide messenger RNA. Its product is annotated as eukaryotic translation initiation factor 3 subunit d1. Lineage: Eukaryota; Metazoa; Arthropoda; Insecta; Hemiptera; Aphididae. Gene Ontology annotation, molecular function: translation initiation factor activity. Gene Ontology annotation, biological process: translational initiation. The record is from RefSeq and is a predicted model, not a curated record. Gene Ontology annotation, cellular component: cytoplasm; eukaryotic translation initiation factor 3 complex.